Molecule: messenger RNA, 1620 nt
Organism: Linepithema humile (Argentine ant)
Lineage: Eukaryota; Metazoa; Arthropoda; Insecta; Hymenoptera; Formicidae
Molecular function (GO): protein binding
Source: RefSeq, a predicted model, not a curated record
AUAUAACGUCGAGCAACAUUUCUUUAUUGAUAUCGCGUUGCAUCCUUGUAUUUGUAGAGUACAGUUAAUCGCUCGGAAUGAAGCUGAAGCAGGAAGCUCAGACGCAUCUUUUAAAUGUUUGUAUUUUUUAGGAUGAGACAGAUGAUCUUGCGGAAUUGCUAUUACGAAAUAUCUGAAACAUGGCCAUUCGGUGCAGACGAUGGACCUGGUGGCGGACAGUCUGUUACAGAUUGUGACAGAUAGUUCAAGGUCACUGUUAUUCUCCAGAUUGCUGACGUCCUCGACAUCUACCGCAUUCACGACGAGUAUGGGACAACGGCCAAGCAUUUUAUUGCGCCCCAAGAUCUCGUUGACUUGGGUCUUACGCAGCCAACAGCAACCCGGACCUAAUCAUGCUUAUUCGACCAGUGCGAAUGGCGAUCAAGAUGCUUUAUCACAUAGUGGCAAGAAAAGAUUGUCCAAGAGGAGCAUCAAGGAAAAAGAUCCUGCUCAAAAGGAUAUUGAGAAUAAGGAGAGCAUCGAGAAAUGCGAGAAGAGUAUCCUGCACAGGCUCGAAAAAAUUGAAGGGAACGAAAAGAUUAUCGUCGAAGAAACAAUCGGCCAAGAGAGGCGACUGCUAGAUAGUCCACUGGAGAAGCAUUCCGAUAAAGAAUUUGCUGGUUUAAAAGAUACGAAAGAAAAAGAGAAGGUAAAAAGAGCGAUUUCUGAGCCUUCCCUGAUCUCCCGAGAAUCAAUGUUGACACCCAGUGGACGAGAAAAGCAUCGGCAUAGGCGGACCAAACGUCCGCACAAGCCUAGGCUACCCAACAGAUUUGGCUACGAGAUCGCUGAUCUUGACGCGUUUUUAACCAAGGCAUCUUUAGAGAAACCAGCAAACAUCCCAGUGGUCUUGUCUUUCCCGUCGGUAUUGUAUCAAACUCAGGGCGGCACUCAGGACGAGAUGGCUCUUCCUCUGGGCACAGUAGUAAAUGCCGUUUUCAAGAACCAAACCUGGUUAUACGUGCAAACGCCUCAUGGCCAAGAAGGCUACGUCGGCUACGCCGCCUGUUUGCCUUUGGGAAUUUUACCUCAACCCACGCGAGGACCUUGCUGGGAAGAUUCCACUGAUGUCUUUCCUCGACCUCUUGGGAACAUGACGGACACGGAGAAACUGCGAGACACCAGAUCGGAGUGUGGAGCGAGUCGCGGUCGUGGUAGCAGGAUCAGACGGGGUCCGAGAGAUGCGGUGUCGGCAUGCGGCGAGCGCAGCGUCGAUCGGUUAUACUUAAGGGCAGCGACAAACGCGCGCAUCAAGGGUUUGAGGUACACGCUCCUAGUGAUUCGAAACGACUACGAGGCGCACGCUGCAAAUGCUCUGACUGUCUCCAAGGGUGACGUGGUCGCUCUACUAAGCGAUCACGUAAACGACGACUGGUUUUGGGUACGUUCGAAGGACGGUAAAGAGGGAUUUAUUCCUGCAGCCAUCGCUGGUCACGGUUUUCUCUGACCUCUUCUUGUCAGAAAUAAGUUAUUUGGCAAUGGCUCUCGCUAAUAAAAUUUGCAAAAAAAAUAAUAUCGCAUCAUUCUCGGAAUAUCUUUGUAAUUACUAAAUUAUUAAAUAGAUCUAGAUCACUCAUUAAC